ACUGCUCAGUGCCAGAGGUGUCACUACAGACCCUGGUUCGACUCCAGGCUGUAUCACAAGCCGUGAUUUGCAGUCCCAUAGGGCGGUGCACAAUUGGCCCAGCGUCGUCCGGGUUAGGUGGUCAUUGUAAACAAGAAUUUGUUUUUAAACUGACUUGCCUGGUUAAAUAAAGGUUAAAAAAAUGAACUUGGAGUUUAGGUUGUCAUAUUGGCAAUGAGUUUACCCCCACCUGGUGACCAAUAAAAUAAUUACCCGGAAGUGUGGUCUAAGUUCAAAGUUCGUAACGUGCGUGUUACCAAUGCCUGCGUUUUCUCAAAAAAACAAAACAAAACACUGGACACAAUGGCAGACUUUGGAGUUGAGGAGCUUAAGCGGCUUGAAUACCUGUCUUUGGUGUCCAAAGUGUGUACAGAACUUGACAACCAUCUUGGUAUAUGCGAGAAAGAUCUUGCUGAGUUUGUCAUCUGCCUUGCUGAAAAGCAACCAACAUUUGAUGGCUUCAAAUCACUUCUGCUGAAAAAUGGAGCAGACUUCACAGAUUCUCUCAUCAGCAAUUUGCUCAGACUUAUUCAAACUAUGCGGCCGUCAAAAGCAUCUACGAGCAAAGCCUCUGAGCCUGUGGUCAAACAGAAGAGUGAGAAGGACAAACUGAAGGAGAUGUUUCCUGGAUUGUGCAGGCCGGACAAUCCAGCUCCCAUUCCGCUAGAAGACGAUGAUGUGAGGGUAGCAGAUGCUGCCAUGAAAGAAUUGGAAAUGUUCAUGCCCAGUGUUAGUGGAACACAGUCAACGAGCAGGUUGGACAACAAAAGGCAGCGAAGCAGAAGUCGGAGCCAAGACAGAGACAGGAAGAGACGCUCACGCUCUCCGUCUUGCGACCGUGAGAGGGACAGAGACUUCAAACGUGGUCGGAAACGUGUUUCCCGCUGGAGUGAUCGCAGUCCGAGCCCCUCCAGGGAUCGAGACAUUGAGGUUGGUUCUGACCGCUGUAAGGACAAACACAUGGACCGGCCCCCACCAGAAGAGCCUGCUGUAGGGGACAUAUUCAACGGCAAAGUCACCAGCAUCCUGCAGUUUGGCUGCUUCGUGCAACUGGAGGGACUGAGGAAACGCUGGGAGGGGUUGGUGCACAUCUCUGAGCUACGCAAAGAGGGACGUGUUGCCAAUGUGGCUGAUGUGGUCCAGAAAGGUCAACGAGUCAAGAUCAAGGUGCUCUCCUUUACUGGCUCCAAGACCAGUCUCAGCAUGAAGGAUGUAGACCAGGAAACAGGGGAGGACCUGAACCCGAACAGGAGGAGGAACCAAGGCCCUGAUGGUGGGGAGGAGAAAAUCAUGAGGAACCCCGACCGCCCAACCAACCUCAACCUAGGCCACGCCCCUGAGUUGGAGGAUGACACACUGGAACGCAAGAGACUGACCAAGAUAUCUGACCUUGAGAAGUGGGAGAUCAACCAGAUGAUUGCUGCUAAUGUUCUUUCUAAAGAGGAGUUCCCCGACUUUGACGAGGAAACGGGUAUCCUCCCAAAAAUUGAUGAUGAAGAAGAUCAGGACCUGGAGAUUGAGCUGGUGGAGGAGGAGCCUCCGUUCCUGAGAGGACACACUAAACAGAGUAUGGACAUGAGCCCUGUCAAGAUUGUUAAGAAUCCAGAUGGCUCGCUGUCCCAGGCAGCCAUGAUGCAGAGUGCUUUGGCUAAGGAGAGGAGGGAGGUGAAGCAGGCUCAGCGAAUGGCUGAGAUGGACUGCAUACCUAUUGGCCUCAACAAGCACUGGGUAGACCCCCUGCCUGACUUUGAUGGAAGGCAGAUUGCAGCCAACAUGAGAGGAAUCGGCAUGAUGCCAGACGGCGUCCCGGAGUGGAAGAAACAUGCCUUUGGAGGCAACCAGGCCUCUUAUGGCAAGAAGACAGUGCUUUCCAUCCUGGAGCAGAGAGAGAGCCUGCCCAUCUUCAAGCUCAAAGAGCAGCUCAUACAGGCUGUCCACGAUAAUCAGAUCCUGAUUGUGGUUGGAGAGACUGGCUCUGGGAAAACUACCCAGAUCACCCAGUACCUGGCCGAGGCGGGCUACUCCGCUCGGGGGAAGAUCGGCUGCACUCAGCCCCGUCGUGUGGCAGCCAUGUCCGUGGCCAAGAGAGUCUCUGAAGAGUACGGUUGCUGUCUGGGCCAGGAGGUGGGCUACACCAUCCGUUUUGAGGACUGCACCAGCCCUGAGACGGUGAUCAAGUACAUGACACAUGGUAUGCUGCAGAGGGAAUGUCUGAUAGAUCCGGACAUGGGUCAGUACACCAUCAUCAUGUUGGACGAGGCCCACGAGAGGACCAUCCAUACUGAUGUGCUCUUUGGUCUGCUCAAGAAGACAGUGAAAAAACGCCCAGACAUGAAGCUGAUUGUGUCCUCAGCGACACUAGAUGCCGUCAAGUUCUCCCAGUACUUCUUCGAGGCGCCCAUCUUUACCAUCCCAGGACGCGCUUUCCCAGUGGAGGUGCUCUACUGCAAAGAGCCUGAGACGGACUACCUGGAUGCCAGUCUCAUCACCGUCAUGCAGAUCCACCUGACCGAGCCUCCAGGUGAUGUCCUGGUGUUUCUGACGGGUCAGGAGGAGAUUGACACCGCUUGUGAGAUCUUGUAUGAACGGAUGAAGUCUCUGGGACCUGAAGUGCCUGAACUCAUCAUUCUACCUGUCUACUCUGCGCUGCCAAGCGAGAUGCAGACCCGUAUCUUUGACCCUGCUCCCCCCGGCAGCAGAAAGGUAAUCAUUGCCACUAACAUUGCUGAGACGUCUCUGACUAUUGAUGGGAUUUACUAUGUGGUGGACCCAGGCUUUGUGAAGCAGAAUGUCUACAAUUCCAAGACUGGCGUCGACCAAUUAGUGGUGACCCCCAUAUCACAGGCCCAAGCCAAGCAGCGUUCUGGUAGGGCUGGAAGAACGGGCCCUGGGAAAUGCUACCGGCUAUUUACAGAGAGAGCCUACAGAGACGAGAUGCUCACCAGCAAUGUGCCUGAAAUCCAGAGAACAAACCUGGCCAGUACCAUGCUGUCUCUCAAGGCCAUGGGCAUCAAUGACCUGCUAUCGUUUGAUUUCAUGGACGCUCCACCCAUGGAGACCAUGAUCACAGCCAUGGAGCAGCUCUACACUUUAGGGGCUCUGGAUGAUGAGGGGUUGCUCACUCGCCUUGGACGCAGGAUGGCAGAGUUCCCUCUGGAGCCCAUGCUGUGUAAGAUGCUGAUCAUGUCCGUCCACCUGGGCUGCAGUGAGGAGAUGCUCACCAUCGUCUCCAUGCUGUCUGUGCAGAACGUCUUCUACAGGCCCAAGGACAAGCAGCAGAUGGCUGACCAGAAGAAGGCUAAGUUUCACCAGGCCGAGGGAGACCACCUUACUCUGCUGGCUGUCUAUAACUCCUGGAAGAACAACAAGUUCUCCAACCCCUGGUGCUUCGAGAACUUCAUCCAGGCCCGUUCCUUGCGCAGAGCCCAGGAUAUCCGCAAACAGAUGCUGGGUAUCAUGGACAGGCAUAAACUGGACAUGGUGUCUUGUGGCAAGGCCACAGUGCGCAUACAGAAGGCCAUCUGCAGUGGUUUCUUCCGGAACGCAGCCAAAAAGGAUCCCCAGGAGGGCUACCGUACCCUCAUUGACCAGCAGGUGGUGUACAUCCACCCCUCCAGUUCCCUGUUCAACCGCCAGCCUGAGUGGUUAGUGUACCAUGAGUUGGUGCUGACCACUAAGGAGUACAUGAGGGAGGUGACCACCAUUGACCCACGCUGGCUGGUAGAGUUCUCGCCGGCCUUUUUCAAAGUGGCAGAUCCCACGCGUCUCAGCAAACAGAAGAAGAUGCAGCGCCUCGAGCCCCUCUACAACCGUUACGAAGAGCCCAACGCUUGGAGAAUCUCCCGUGCCUUUCGCAGGAAGUAGAGGUGUAUCCCUAUACCCCUUACACACAGGCUCACACCACAGCAGGAGAGAGAGGGAGACUGUCCUUGACAACUGGUUGAGAAAUACCCCCGUCCAUUGUUCCUUGCUGUGUUCCUUCCGAGUCAUUUGGCUUCAUGGUCAAUGUCAGUUAACUUACCUCCCAUCAGACAGUUAAUCAUAUAUUACCAAAACGUUUUUUUUGUCCAAUGUAUAAAUUAUCUCAAAACAGAACAUUACGGAUUCCCUCAAAGAAAAUGACCAUUAAGUGAUUAGGAAGGAGACUGGACACUUUAAGUGGGCAGUAAUCUGAUCAGUCAGUGGAAGUCUGUUUGUUUAUGAGGACACAAUGCUCAGAGUCCAUUUAGUCUAGAGGUCUCAUGUAAUAUAGUUUAUAUCUAGGGAAAUGGAUCGGACUUUGAUUGUGGUCAACAAUUACCAGAUCUGUGGUUUUAUUAAGAUGACGGAAAUGUAAGCGAACUGAAAUGAGUGAUAUCUAAAUGACCAUAUUUUUCCAUAUUAAAUAUUGGAUGGUCUCAUG
Oncorhynchus nerka (sockeye salmon) is the source of this 4441-nucleotide messenger RNA. Its product is annotated as ATP-dependent RNA helicase DHX8-like. The coding region runs from base 343 to 3903 and encodes 1186 amino acids. Gene Ontology annotation, molecular function: RNA helicase activity; ATP binding; RNA binding. Lineage: Eukaryota; Metazoa; Chordata; Actinopteri; Salmoniformes; Salmonidae. The transcript is spliced from 23 exons. The record is from RefSeq and is a predicted model, not a curated record. Gene Ontology annotation, cellular component: catalytic step 2 spliceosome; intracellular anatomical structure. Gene Ontology annotation, biological process: mRNA splicing, via spliceosome; spliceosomal complex disassembly.